Messenger RNA from Hipposideros armiger (great roundleaf bat), 923 nucleotides. It is a transcript of the gene C1QL3, whose product is annotated as complement C1q like 3. Lineage: Eukaryota; Metazoa; Chordata; Mammalia; Chiroptera; Hipposideridae. The coding region runs from base 51 to 749 and encodes 232 amino acids. Gene Ontology annotation, molecular function: protein binding. The transcript has 2 exons. The record is from RefSeq and is a predicted model, not a curated record.
UCCUCAUCCCGGUGCUGGUGAGCUCGGCCGGCACGUCGGCGCACUAUGAGAUGCUGGGCACCUGCCGCAUGGUCUGCGACCCCUACGGGGGCACCAAGGCGCCCAGCACCGCCGCCACUCCAGACCGCGGCCUCAUGCAGUCCCUGCCCACCUUCAUCCAGGGCCCCAAAGGCGAGGCCGGCAGGCCGGGGAAGGCAGGCCCGCGAGGGCCCCCCGGGGAGCCCGGGCCACCGGGCCCCGUGGGUCCCCCGGGUGAGAAGGGCGAGCCCGGCCGCCAGGGCCUGCCGGGCCCGCCCGGGGCGCCCGGCCUGAACGCAGCUGGGGCCAUCAGCGCUGCCACCUACAGCACGGUGCCCAAGAUCGCCUUCUACGCCGGUCUCAAGCGGCAGCACGAAGGCUACGAGGUGCUCAAGUUCGACGACGUGGUCACCAACCUCGGCAACCACUAUGACCCCACCACGGGCAAGUUCACCUGCUCUAUCCCGGGCAUCUACUUCUUCACCUACCACGUCCUGAUGCGCGGCGGCGACGGCACCAGCAUGUGGGCUGAUCUCUGCAAAAACAACCAGGUGCGUGCUAGUGCGAUUGCCCAGGACGCUGAUCAGAAUUACGACUACGCGAGUAACAGCGUGGUCCUGCAUUUGGAGCCAGGAGAUGAAGUCUACAUCAAAUUAGAUGGCGGGAAAGCCCAUGGAGGAAACAACAACAAAUACAGCACAUUUUCUGGAUUUAUUAUCUACGCUGACUGAGAGUGAAGACACUAAGCUUAGGAUUCUGAGUUUGGACACUGGAUUCGCGUGGCUAACGUCUGUGCAUCAAGGAUCCCAGGGGAAUGCCAGUUGUGGGGCACCUCAGUGGUGUAUGUGUGGGGCAUUCGAAUGCUACCUGACUCACAUCUGUAUACUCAGAAACAUUAUGUAAAA